Calypte anna (Anna's hummingbird) is the source of this 3743-nucleotide messenger RNA. RefSeq names its product SWT1 RNA endoribonuclease homolog (gene SWT1). NCBI's taxonomy places the organism in Eukaryota, Metazoa, Chordata, Aves, Apodiformes, Trochilidae. Gene Ontology annotation, cellular component: nucleus. The record is from RefSeq and is a predicted model, not a curated record. The transcript is spliced from 19 exons. Bases 212 to 2857 code for a protein of 881 amino acids.
GUGAGGGGGGCUUCGGCCUGUGAGAGACUGACAGGAAAACUAUCGACAGCAGAGCUCGGGAAACCCUUGAGGGUCCCCCGUCUCUCCUGAGGCUUCCCCGGCGGCGACGGAGCCUCCGCGCAGCUCAGGUUUUUACCUUCGAAGGGAGAGGUGGCUGCGAGGCGCGGCCGCCCCUGUGCUUGGCUGGCGGGGCGGCGGGGAGGGUUUGAAAAUGUCUAAAAAGAAGGUGAAGAAACUAAGUGGAAAAGAAGACUGUUUGGAUGGCCAGGAUGACAAAAACUCUGAAGAAAGAAGAUCUUGUAACCAUACUAUGAAAGGAGAGGCAGAAUUUCGGAGAUUCAAAUUAGAGAAGGAUGAAGGAGAGAAGAAGCAAGACAAAAGGUUUAAUAUUUCUCAGGGCACUGAGAGAAGGUCCCAAGAAAAAUCUCCAAAUAGAAGCAAAACCACAGACAAUUCUAUAAUCCAAAGGGAAAAACGAAAGAAAAUAGUUAUUCAAUUUAAAGCCAAAGAAAUUAAACAUGGAAAAAGUACAUGCACUGCUGAUAGAGUGACUGCUGGCAGGGAAAGCUGCAACAAAAGUCGUUUUGAUGGAAUAGAAGGCAAAAGACUCUGGCAUAGUUUUGCAGUUCAGAGGAAUAAGGAACUGAAGAAAAAGAAAGUUGAACUCUGCAAACUAAAGUUAAAUGCAGAACAAACUGUGUUGGCAAAAUCUAAGUUAUCUGUCUGUGAUUCACAUAAAAAGCCAGAUGGAUCAAAAAAACAGAGUGAAAAUGUCAGAUUUCCAAAAAAUCCAUUGGACAUCUCUCCAGGGUCUCUGCCUGAUUAUAGGCCUUCCACUGAGAAGCCAAAUUCACUAUCUAGGACUUGGAAAGAAGAGAGUGAAGAAGAAUAUAAGGAAUUUUCCAAGAAAAAACAGCAUGUGAAUAAACAUACCUUAUCACUCUCUUCAGCUGAAACACCACAGCAACUGGACUCUCAUAAAUGGAAAAAAAAGGAUCCUGAUUCUCUUGAAAAUACUGGGAAUUCAGGGACCAAAGAAAGGGACUUGCAAGCCACAGCAUCAUGUUUUGAGCAGAAUGCUGAGGUCCCAUCCCACUCCUACCAAGUUGGUGAUAUCAUAGAGCCUGCCCAGAAGAGCUUUGAGAUCUUUCCACUCCCUCGAGACAGUCAGACUGCAGAAACGGACCAAGAGAUGCAGAUAGCUGAAGACUUGCAUUUUGCUCGCAUUCAAAAGAAGAUGGCACUGCCUGUUGUACAGACUUGUGGAGAGCUUACAAGUAUGGAAAUAGAUCUUCCAGAACAGGAUUUAAGUGUUUCUGCUGAGUCUUAUACUUCUGGUCUGAACAUAUUAGUGGUGAUUGACACAAAUAUAAUGAUUAGUCACCUUGAGUUUAUCAGAUCCUUGAAAUCUGAGGAUAUACCAGGAGUUGGCAGACUUGCAUUAAUAAUUCCUUGGGUUGUUCUGCAAGAGUUGGACAAUUUGAAGAAGGGGAAAAUGCUGCAGCACGUCCGGGACAAAGCUAUCCCUGCAGUCCAGUUCAUCUACACGUGUCUCAAAAACCAAGAUCCUAAAUUGUGGGGGCAAUCCAUGCAGCUUGCAUCUCAAAAAAUAUAUGGCCUGAGUGAUGAGAACAACGAUGAUCGUGUUUUACAGUGUUGUCUGCAGUACCAGAACCUCUUUCCUCAAGCUGUUGUCAUACUCUGCACGGAUGAUAAAAAUCUAUGCAAUAAAGCCAUUGUGAGUGAGGUCAAGGCAUUCUGCAAAGCUGAUUUGGUUACUGCUCUACAGAAGCUGAAUGUUAACAGGGAUCACAGGUGUGUUGGGCUUCAGCAGUCAAAAUGUGAUACAGAGUUUGAGAAAACAGAAGAAGGUGAUGCUGCUCUUAUUGCAGGAUUCCCAAAUGUACUUCCAGAUCUUGAAAAGACCCUUGGAGAAGUUUUAUCUUGUAUUUUGGAGACUGAAAUGAAAAUUGCAUUUGGAAACCUAUGGAUGGAGAUCCUGUAUCUGAAGCCCCCAUGGACUUUGGCAAACUUGCUGAAGUGUUACAGAAAGCACUGGAUGGCUGUCUUUGGUUAUAUUGUGCCAAGGGGUUUGCUUUCAACCAUUGAUUGUCUCCAUCAGCACCUUUGUACAGGUGGACCAUUUGACUCCUCAACAGUGUGUGUCUUGCUCCAGGAAUCCAAAAAAUUGUUCCAUGCUUUCAGUUCAAGGUCAGACUAUAAUGGGGUGCUUCCCCAGGCUUUCACUGAAGUGAAUAAGCUGUACCAGAAACUCACAGAGGUGAGGUCAGACAGUGAGCAGGAUUUAUCAGAAGACAUCAUGGUUCUUUCAGAAAAUGCUGUCUGUGAAAAAAUGGAAGCAAUGACACCAAGCCUGCAAAACUCUGAAGAAAGUAAAUUACAACCAGCAUUUCACAUGGCUCAGGAAAACAGGUACCAGGAAAUCUGGUCAGUCCUUGAAAGUCUGUGGAAUACAAUGAACCUCUACAGUAUUGAAAUUUUCCAAAAGUUGGACCUCCGUGCAGUAACUAUGAUGGCAAAGUCUUCAUUUGAAGAAGCUUUUUUAGGUCUGCAGAAACUUUUGGCAGCUGUGAAUGAUAUCCAUGGAGGAAUUAGUAGUAUUUUGACACCAACCAGUAGUUUCCAAGAUAUUUGGAGCCUCUAUAACUUCCUCACAAGAAAUGAGAUAAAUAACAGUAUAAAAUUCACUGCUGAGGAGCUCUACGAGUGCAUUUCACAAGAGACAUAUAGGAAGAGGCUGGAAGUGGGCUUCUGCCAGCUGGCCCAGCUGGAGCACACCAUCAAGCAGUGUCACGCCCUGGUUCAUGCAGAAGCCAAGAACAGAGGCUGGCUGUGACCCAGGGGCCAAGGUUUGGAGCUGUGGAAAAUAGUCAAGGAGCCAAAAAUCUUCUUUUUGGUGCUUUAUUCUAUUUGAGCUGAAGAGAAACCCAACCCAAAUACAAAUAUCUAUACAUUAAACCUCAGCGUUUCUCCCGUGAGAGUUGGAAGCUGAUGGAAUGGUGUGUCUGGAGUGAGGGUUUGGUGUUCAGGGGAUGUGCUGGCUGCCCUUUGGAUUCCAGACAUUCCCACUGGGACCUGCUCUGCUACUGGUUGUCCAGGAAAACCCAGGUAAGGCAUUUAUUUGGCUGGUAUUGAGAAGUGACAAGGGAGAAAAGAAGAAGAUACUGUGAGAGCUGGGGAGCUGGAAGGAAAGGUGCUGAAUGCACUCAGAUCCCCACCUGGAAGGACUGAAAUAACCCAGCCCCAGGCAGGUGUGUUUGUCCUGGGCCUCUUUUCAGAGGAAAAGGAUGUUUUUCUUUGUAAAAUAUCUCAGCUUUUGCUUCCCUGCUUCAGCAUCCCUUCCCUGCAGCAGAACCAACACCACUCUCCUGGAAACUCAUCAGUGUUCUCUCUUGCUGUCUCUUGACAAGGCAGGAAUGGUUUUUCCCUCUGCAGGUGACACUGGGACUUGGUUCCUCCUCCUCUUUAGGUGACCUCUCUAUUUGAAUGUGGUUUGUUCUUUUCCAGAACUGCUUGGAGAUCACAAAACUUUCUAAAAGCUCUUGCUGAGUGCUGCUCUGGCCCUUCAAAGCUACCUCUUCUGUGUAUGGAUUUGUACAGAGACAAGAGGGCUGGCAGCAUUCCAGAAGCCUUUAUUUUGAGGUUUAACUUUUGGAUGUAUUUGUAAAAUCUUUAUUGUAAAUGCAAUUUAUUGUUCCAUAAAGGGCAGCUGAUUCUACACA